Messenger RNA from Sceloporus undulatus (fence lizard), 5618 nucleotides. RefSeq names its product Rho GTPase activating protein 45 (gene ARHGAP45). Gene Ontology annotation, cellular component: membrane. NCBI's taxonomy places the organism in Eukaryota, Metazoa, Chordata, Lepidosauria, Squamata, Phrynosomatidae. Gene Ontology annotation, molecular function: GTPase activator activity. Gene Ontology annotation, biological process: signal transduction; activation of GTPase activity. The record is from RefSeq and is a predicted model, not a curated record.
UUUAUGUUGUAAUAUACAUAUAUAUAUAUAUUGCACCGGCUUUUGAGAACCAGAUUGAAUGCAAAAACAAUAAUGGAAAAAAGCCUGAAUAUUUUUUGAAUAUAUUUUUAAAAGUUAAAAUAUUGGCACAUGAACUCAGGUGGUGCAUUUUGUGGGCCGAGCAGAUGGUCAGAUGGCAGGGAUGCUGGUCAAGCGGGUGAGUGGCCGGACUAGUUAUAGCCCUUAUUCGACCGAACUGCGGAGGAAAGUGACCAAAGCUGGAGGGCAAAUGUUGGAUACCAUCUCCUGCCGGACCAGCAUCUGGCUUAAGGAGCUGCCACGGCGAGAGGGCCUAGAGGCUUUGACGUCCAGCCUGGUGGACCUGCCUUCCUCUGCCAUGGCAGGGACGCUCAAGCGGCCCAGCAGCCUCAGCCGCCAUGCCAGUGCAGCAGGAUUCCCACUGUCCCCUGCUGCCAAGGGCCUUGCCAAGGGGCACAAGCCCCACAGUGUCCACAGCCCCAGCGAGAGCAGCGAAGGGAGCCUGACCGACCCAGAGGACAUCUCCCAGCUCCUGGCCGACGUGGCCUGCUUUGCUGAGCGCCUGGAGAAGCUGAAGGACGUGGUGCUCCAGGAAGAUGGAGUGGAAUCGCGACGGCCGGUGGCCCACGAAUGCCUGGGAGAAGCUUUGCGGAUCCUUCGGCAGAUUAUCAGCAAAUAUCCUCUGCUCAACACGGUGGAGACCCUGACUGCGGCCGGGACCCUCAUCUCCAGGGUCAAAGGUUUCCAUUAUGAAUCCAACAACGAAGCGGAAAAAAGGGAAUUUGAGAAGGCCGUGGAGAUGAUUGCCGUUUCCUUCAGCAGCACAGUCUCCGAAUUCCUCAUGGGAGAAGUAGACAGCAGCACCAUCCUUUCGAUGCCGCCCAGCGAUCAGAACCAGUCAAUGGAAAAUCUGUAUGGAGGGAUUACCGGUCAAGGCACAGAACUGAUGUCCGACGGCUCUGAAGAUUUCAGUUCAAUCCGUUUGUCGGCUGAAGAGGUGGACGUCCUUCUCCAGAAGUGUGAGGGUGGUGUGGCGUUUGCCCUCAAGUACGCCAAGAACAUCUCCAAGUACAUGAAGGACCUCAUCUAUUACUUGGAGAAGAGGACCACUCUGGAAAUGGAGUUUGCAAAAGGACUUCAGAAGAUGGUGAAUACCUGCAAACAAACCAUCACCCAAGAGCCCUACAUGCCCUUUCUCUCCAUCUAUUCUCUGGCCCUGGAACAAGACCUGGAAUACACACUCAGCUCCCUUCACGCUGCCACCACAUUGCGGAUGGAGACCUUCCUGCAGCCCCUGCAAAUGCGGCGCCUGGAGCAUGAGAAGCGUCGGAAAGAGAUCAAGGAUCAAUGGGGCCGGGCCCAAAGAAAACUGCAAGAAGCAGAGAACAACCUACGAAAGGCCAAGCAGACCUACAUGCAGCGCUCGGAGGAGAGCGAGAAAGCCAAGCAUGUGGCAGCCAAGGCGGAAGAGGAGCAGCUGGGGUCCAGCGGGGGCAUCGGGGGCACCAUGGGCAGCUCCACCACCAAGGCCCUGGACAAGAAGCGGCGCCUGGAGGAGGAAGCCAGGAACAAGGCAGAAGAAGCCAUGGCCACCUACCGGACUUGCAUCGCAGAUGCCAACACACAGCGGCAAGAGUUGGAGGACACCAAAGUGACCUCUUUGCGGCAGCUACACGAAGUGAUCAAGCAGAGCGACCAGGUCAUUAAAUCGGCUACUAUUUCGUUCUACCAAAUCAUGCACAUGCAGACGGCACCGCUGCCUGUCUACUUCCAGACGCUGUGUGAGAGCAGCAAGCUCUAUGACCCCGGGCAGCAGUAUGCCUCCCAUGUCAAGCGGCUGCAGCGGGAAGAUGAACCGGAGACACAAUAUGACUUCGAGCCCUACAUCUCCCAGAACAACUGGUCUCCGCUCAGCCGGACACGGAAAGGCAGCUACAGCACCAGUGAAUUUGCACAGGCGGGCAGCCUGGAUGCAGCCAGCAAAGAUGGGGCGACCCACAUAGAACGACGAGGUGGGCGGGGUCACCAGGUGCACAAGUCGUGGCCGACCGUGAUCACGGAGACCAAGGGCGGCCUGGAGGCCCGUGCCACAAGCUCAGGUGAGUUGCCCCCAAAGUACCAACCGAUGCCUUCCAAUGGAUCCUUGUCUCCUGGAGAUGACUCUGAUGGAAACUCUCCGUUGUUUGAGCAGAGUAUUAACGAAAUGAGCCCAGGGAUCUCCGCUGCCACCGGACCCUUCCGACACGUUGGCUUGUCCAAAGCGGCCCAGACUCACCGGCUGAGAAAGCUACGCACCCCAUCCAAAUGCCGCGAAUGCAACAGCUACGUCUAUUUCCAAGGAGCCGAAUGCGAGGAGUGUUACCUGGCCUGCCACAAAAAGUGCCUGGAGACGCUGGCCAUCCAGUGUGGCCACAAGAAACUCCAAGGGAAGCUGCAACUCUUUGGCCAGGACUUCCUGCAGGCCUCUCGCACCAGCCCUGAUGGCAUCCCCUUCAUUGUCAAAAAGUGCGUCCUGGAGAUUGAAAAGCGUGCCAUGAGGACCAAGGGCAUCUAUCGUGUCAAUGGGGUGAAAACCCGGGUGGAGAAGCUGUGCCAGGCUUUUGAGAACGGGAAAGAGCUGGUGGAGUUGUCCCAGGCUUCUCCCCACGACAUCAGCAACGUCUUGAAGCUCUACUUGCGCCAGCUCCCAGAACCCAUCCUGCCAUUCCGGAUGUACAACAGCCUGAUGGGGUUGGCCAAGGAGAGCCUGCAGGGGGGAAUUGAGGGGGGCAAGGCCGGGAAGAGUGUGGCCGAGAUGGUGGACAAAGGAGCCGAGACAGAGAAAGUGGUGCUGGUGCUGGUGGCCAAACUGCGAGAGCUGCUGAAGGAACUUCCGCCGGAGAACUUGGCCACCAUGAAGUUCAUUGUGCAGCACCUGAGAAGGAUUGUGGAAGUUGAACAAGAGAACAAGAUGACCUCCGGCAACCUGGGCAUCGUCUUCGGCCCCACAUUAAUGCGCCCUCGACCCAUCGAAGCCACCAUUUCCCUCUCUUCCCUGGUUGACUACCCCCAUCAGGCACGGAUCAUUGAAGCACUCAUCAUCUUCUACUCUGCCAUCUUUGAAACUGACCAGACGUUUGCAGAUGGUUUGGAAGAAGCUGCAGAGGAGGAGGAGGAAGAAGAGAAGGAACCCAUUGGGAACCAGGAGAACACCAGUGUUCAGCCACAUGAUGGAGUCCCAUACCAUCUGCCAACUCCUGACCAGGCAGAGGCAGCUCUUCAUGAGGACUCAUACGGAGAAUCUAGAGCGUGCUUUAUUGAUUCAGAUUCGGACCUAGAAGAUGGCGGGGAGCCCAGUAUCGAAGGAGACCUACAGAUGGUCAUGGCUCAGCACAGCGAGUCCAGUGGAGACGAGGAAACCCCCUUGGCAGACGAAGCCACUGAGGAAGGAACACGGAGCUGGAGGUGCAGUGCUGGGCAGUCAGACUCUGAGGACGUCUUGCUGCCACCGCAUCACUCACCCCGGGGGGAAGGCGACUGUGAUGCAGGCAAGGAUGCCGUCUUUGGGAAAGAAGAUGAAACACUGGCAGGCGGAGGAUGCUAGGGGGCUAUAACACCAACCAGUCCAACAACACCGCCUCCUCACACUCGCACUUUGGUUGCAAGAUGCUUGGGCAAUACCCCAAGGUGCAUGCAUUUCUUUUGCUGGCCUCCAGAGUGACACCAUGCACAUAACAGUUGAAGGCUAGGAGGAUGCAUAUCCAGCCAGCGGGUCAUUCAGCUGGUUUGCUUUGGCUCACUCAAACCAGUUGUUAAAUGGCUGCUUCUCAGCAAUUGGCCCUGAGCUCCCACUCUCUGCCAUUGCCACAACCGCCUUUGGCUAGUAUUCUUUGCUUUGGCACUUUUCUUUCCCUCCAUCACUGUAUCCUGGAGGAGCAAAGUAAAUGAAGAUUGACCCAAGGAAGUGGGAAUGAUGGUAAAGAGAAGCAGUUCAUACCUUGCCCAAAUCAAGCAAACCAAGAGGGGAUGAUUGUCUUAUGAAAUCUGUAAGCAGAGGGAGGAACACCAGUGGUAAUGGGCUUCUUGGCAUUACAGAUUUAUAAUCAGCGAGAGAGCAACUGGGCAAGCAUUGGAGGGAUGGCUCCCAAGUCUGCUACUUGUUUUUCUUCUUCCUUACCAGGCUAGCUCUCUUGUCCAUAUAUAUAAGUGCACAUGCAGCCAGAUUGUCAGAACAGUGGGCUCAUCACGGUCCUCUGAGCGGAGUGUGGAAAGGAGAUACAUGUGUGUGCUCAUUGUGGCAUUUUCUGUAUCUUGGUGAAGGCCUAAGGAGUGUCAGGUGUCCCUUAUUAUAAGAGAUAUCCCUUAUUUGAAUGCCAGAAAGCUUGUCCUUUACAGGAAUGGCUGGUAUUUCCUUAUGAGCAAUGUCCCUUAUCCGAGGACCAAAAAGCAUGUCCCCUAUAGGGCAGGCAUGUGUCCUUUAUUAUAAGAAAUGUCCCUUACUUAAAGGUUGGGAACCUUGUCCUCUGUAAGAUUGGCACAUUUCUCAUAUCUUUUAUUUGAGGAACAGAACUCAACUAAGGGAUAUUACUUAUUUUAGCAACACCAGGCUCCUUUUAAAGUUCUCCUCUUAUUAACCUGAACUGGUAAUCCUUAUGUUAGCAUGUUGAGGUGGAAUCUCUUUUCCUGUAUCUUGAAUCCAUUGCUGCGGCCUGGUCGCUGGAGCAGCAAAAAAACCAAGCUUGCUCCAUCUUCAAUAUGACACCCCUUCAAAUAUUUAAACAGGGCUAUCAUGUUUAACCUUCUCUUUCCCAGUCUAGAGAUAUCCAGCUCCCUAAGCCUCUCCUCAUAGGCGGUUUCUGAACCUUUCACCAUUUUGGUUGCCCUCUAGGCAUGCUCUAGUUUGACCACAUCCUUCUGGAAUUGUGGUGCCCAAAACUGGACAUAAAGGAUUCCAGGUGAAGUCUGACCUUCUUUGCCUGAUGCAGAUGCUGGCUCUUAUAGGUGAACUAGGCUACUGAAUGCCAGACAUCAUUUACAAUUGCCCAGGUGGCAAUGCUCCAGGUAAGAAUGCUUACCUGGUACAUCCUGUGUGGAUUUGGCAGCAAAAGAUGCUAGUGGGGGGGGGGGGGGCAUUGUGCAUGAUGGUGUAUGAAAGUAAAAAAAAAAUCAGUUACUUUUAGAUACAGAAUUUUAGAACUGUAAAAAUGCUCCUUACUUCUGCAGCAACACAUUUGGAAGUAUAUCUCUUUUAGAGCCCCAAUUUCAAAAUCCAGAACUGUAAGGCAAGGUACGUCUUAGACUCAUAUGUGCUACAACUAUUUCAGUUACUGAGAAAGCACUGCCAAUUUAUUUACUAAAUGUAAGAGUGUGUAAAGUUAAAAGCACCUACAACAAAGAUGGAAUGGUACUGUGGGUCUGAGUGUUUUGUUUCAUAUUUGUACUGCUUGGAUUAAUGAGUGUAUGCACAAAUCUUAAACUUCUGCUUUUAAUUAUUUGUAUAUAAGUAUAUCUUUCUUGUCAUUUUUAUUAUAGCAUAUUUCUCAAUUUUAAGCAACUAUAUCACAUUGUGAAAGGUUUUUGUAAGUGCUGUAUGCAAAUAAAGUGUGUGAACUAUACCCACA